This is a messenger RNA of Thrips palmi, 4889 nucleotides long. It is a transcript of the gene kuz, whose product is annotated as disintegrin and metalloproteinase domain-containing protein 10. Gene Ontology annotation, biological process: Notch signaling pathway; membrane protein ectodomain proteolysis. The record is from RefSeq and is a predicted model, not a curated record. Bases 162 to 2864 code for a protein of 900 amino acids. NCBI's taxonomy places the organism in Eukaryota, Metazoa, Arthropoda, Insecta, Thysanoptera, Thripidae. Gene Ontology annotation, molecular function: metalloendopeptidase activity. The transcript is spliced from 16 exons. Gene Ontology annotation, cellular component: plasma membrane.
AACUGGAGUUGGAGCCAGUCGUCCCCGCUCAUGCGCAGAGUGGCAGAGAGACAAAGGUUUCCAUUAUCUGUGCUUAUGUUAGAUUGAACAGCUGUGGUGUAUAUGAAUUUCGUUUCAAAAUUUGAUGGAUAACGUUUCCGAGGCAUCAUUCAUGUGGGAAAAUGUUCAGUGAAUGUGGAUACAUCAUAUAUCUUCUCCUGUUGAUUCCCUACAUUGAGAGUGCCCAGCGCGCUCAGCGCCUGAACGAGUACGUAUCCCACUUCGAGGGGCUCCAAUACGACACGGACCAUGUCCACCGGAGCCACCUCCGCGCCAAACGUUCGGUGACGACCGAGGACGCCGUGCACCUCAAGUUCCGGUCGCACGGCCGCUUCUUCCACCUGCGCCUCAAACGAGACCUGGAGACUUUCGACGACAAUGUGGAGAUAGUGGGCAGCUCCGGCCGCCCCGAGAGAGUGGACCUGUCCCACAUUUACUCGGGACACAUUCAAGGGGAACCGGGGAGCCAAGUUUUUGGUUCUGUCUCCGAUGGAGUUUUUCAUGGAAAGAUCAUAUCUCCCCGUGAUGGUGACUUCUAUGUGGAGAAGGCGCAUUAUUACUUCCCCAAAGAAGCCAACAACACCUUUCACUCAGUCAUCUAUCACUCAAAAGAUGUCAAUGAUCCUUAUGCUGAAAGGCGCUCAGGACACAGUAGCGGUUGUGGUGUAACAGACCACUGGAUGGAACAGGUGCAAAAUUCUUUUGUUCCUGAAGAGCCAGCACAAGCUCCUUCAAAAUUAAAGCAUAAGAAGGUAAAAAGUACUUCAAGGGGAAGCAAUGAUGUCAGAAAACCACCUCCACCAUCUCAAAAGCCAACAGAUCAAUUCCGGUUUCAGUAUGAGACUCCAUUUGAGAAGUAUUCAAAGGAAAUGAAUGAUCAUAGCCGCACAAAAAGAGCUGCACAAGCAAAAGAGGAAAUCAAAAAUACUUGUUCACUCUUUAUUCAAACAGAUCCUCUCAUCUGGAGGCAUAUCCGUGAUCAGGUUGGAAACAAUCCAGAGAAAAUUCGGGAGGAGAUUUCAUCGCUUAUUGCACACCAUGUAACAGCAGUUAAUUAUAUUUACCGAGAUACUAGAUUUGAUGGCCGAAUGGAACAUCGAAAUAUUAAAUUUUUUGUCCAGAGAAUUAAGAUCGAUGAUGAUGCAUCAUGCAAGACUAACAUCUCAAAAUUUGAGCCUAGCCCAUUUUGUAUGGAAAACAUAGAUGUGAGCAAUUUCCUAAAUCUUCAUUCCUUAGGAGAUCAUGAGCUCUUCUGCCUUGCUUAUGUUUUUACCUACAGAGACUUCACAGGGGGCACCCUUGGUCUAGCAUGGGUAGCAUCUGCUUCAGGUGCCUCUGGAGGUAUUUGUGAAAAACACAAAAUGUACACAGAAACUGUUGGGGGAACCUAUCAGUCCACCAAACGCAGUUUGAACACUGGCAUUAUUACUUUUGUCAACUAUAAUAGCCGUGUGCCUCCUAAAGUAUCCCAACUAACACUAGCUCAUGAAAUUGGGCACAAUUUUGGGUCUCCACAUGAUUAUCCACACGACUGUAGACCUGGUGGUUUGGAUGGCAACUAUAUCAUGUUUGCAUCGGCCACUAGUGGUGAUCGUCCCAACAAUAGCAAGUUUUCACACUGCAGUGUUGGAAACAUAAGUAAUGUUUUAGAUGCAAUAUUUGAGAAUAAAAAGAAGAACUGCUUCCAAACUUCUAAGGGGGCAUUCUGUGGAAACAAAAUUGUGGAGGCUGGAGAAGAAUGUGAUUGUGGCUAUGAUGAAAAAGAAUGUAAGGAUCAUUGCUGCUACCCUCGUUUGAUAUCUGAAGAAGAUCAUAAGCUAAAUAAAAGUGCAGUGAUGUGUAAGAGGAGAGCUAAUACUCAGUGCAGCCCCAGUCAAGGUCCCUGUUGCUCAGGAGAUACUUGCUCUUUCGUCCCGCAAAGCUUUAACCAAGAGUGCAGAGCUGAAACCAACUGUAGUUGGAAUUCUCAUUGUGAUGGCAGAAGUGCUGAGUGUCCUGAUCCUUCUCAUAAAGCCAACAAAACCCGGUGCAAUGAAGAUACACAGUUGUGUAUUAAUGGUGAGUGUUCUGGGUCCAUCUGUCUGGAGUGGAACCUCACUGAGUGUUUCUUAACAUCAUCACUUAUACCCAACAUUGACAAGCGUCAGUUAUGUGUACUGGCUUGUCAAAAUGGUACAAAUGUAACUUCAUGUAGAAGUACUAGUGAAUUUGCCCACCAGGUGGGCCUUCCUCCUGGUGGCAUAAGCCUGAGACCAGGCUCGCCCUGUGAUAAUUUUCAGGGAUAUUGUGAUGUCUUUUAUAAAUGCCGUGCUGUAGAUGCUGAAGGUCCUCUAGCACGGCUGAAGAAUAUGCUUUUCAAUAAGCAAACAUUACUUUCUGUAGCCCAGUGGAUUACAGAAUAUUGGUGGGCUGUCCUUCUUAUGGGUAUCACCUUCAUCAUCUUUAUGGCCAUUUUUAUCAAGUGCUGUGCUGUGCACACACCAUCUUCUAAUCCAAAGAAACCACCAGCUAGACGUUUUUCAGAAACUCUGAGGAGACCAAUGAACACACUUAGGAGAAUGCAUCGGCACCGCCAGCGGGGUACAGCAGGGCAAACCAUGGUGAGCUUUAUGCCGGAGCAUACAGUAGCUCGAGCUCUGGACCAUCGUCACGUAAUGCCAAUGCCUUCGAGAUGCGUCACCACAAAGUCUGAUAGGUCAACCAAUUACCAUCUUGUUCCAGACCAUAGCCACCACCGGCUAGCCGGCAGGUGUUUGAUGUCUGGAAAUCCAAGCAACCAGUUACCUACUGUGGACCAACACCAUGGUUACCACCGGUCUUCAUAACUACCAAAAGUGGGUUGUUGGGAAGAUCCAUUUUAUCAUCUCUCCUGUUGUGUGUGCUACACCAAUUCUACAGUUAGGUUACGGUUCUAGGCUUGGACAACUUCACUGCCUCAGUAUUAGUGUGAGUGUUUUCUUCGCCAAGCUUCUGUCUGCUGAACUGUGCAUAACCUGAUCUUGUGAGUGUGACUGGCUCAUCCACACUUUAAAACUGAAGUUUUUAUCUGAUUGCCAAGUCACUUCUGUCCUGUUUCAUCCUGCUCAGAAUGAUACCAUUGGGUUUGGAAGACAUUGUAGAUUAGAUUCUAGGAUUUUGAGGAACCGUUUUCAUUGCCCUUAAAUGCUCUCAUAAGUGUCUGGCUCUCUCAAGUUGCCUCAUUUAUAAUGGUUGCCUUAAGAAAUCUCCUGUAUUUUAGUUUAAUUUUUUUCUUAAAGUUUAAGAGAAUGCAUUUUCACCACUUUUUUUAGAUUGAGAAUUAUAUACUUAAGUAUUACAGUAAAUGGCAGGUUCCAGGCUAUGUUACUCAAGUGUAACCAGGGUGUAACUCUUGAACAGAUCAAGCAGAACAUUACUCAGGAAAGAAAGGAUGAAAGUUUCAUCAGUUCUUUUACAGAACCAAAGAGAAAGAUGAACAAAAACCUUAAGCUUAACUAAAACAAAAAAAAAGCAAUUUAAUAAAAAGAUGUUUUACGAAACAUCUAGAAUGCUGUCUCUCCCUCUCCUCUUUCCCCUUAUAUGAGCAUAUAAAAAGGGUGUGGGGAAACUAAGACUAGACUUGACUCACAUUAAGGCAGGUUAAGAUUCAUCUAAUUGUGACCAUUCUGACCAUCUUUUUCACAUGGAGGAUGGCCAUUUUUUUUCUGAAAUCCAAAUGCCUUGAAAAAAUGCAAGCCGCAAGACUGCCUUUUCUUCUCAUGCUGAAGUAAUGAAUCUUGAAAGGUUCUGUUGCACUGCCAACAUGAUUACUGCCUUAGAUUAUGGUAUGAAAUCAUUUAUUAAGUUUAGUGAAAACAUAAUUGGCAAGAUAACCUUAAGACUGAAUAUUUUGCACAUAAGUGGCUUGACAAGGCUUGCUGUGUGUUUGAGUGUGUUCACACUUCACAAUGCCUUAGGUUUGUGAGAAGAAUUUCACAGUUCAGCAGGACAGGAUGUACUCCCGAUGUAUAUAGAAAGAGAAUGCAAUGGACAAUAUUUUGCAAUGGUUUUGAGAGACUGAAGAGUGUACAGAUUGUUGAUCUUCCUAGCUCUCAUAUAAAAGAAAAAAUGCGUGCUCUGUGAUUUUGUAAUUAAUCUUAAGUAGAGCUGGACUCAAAAUGGUACACAGCAUAUUAAAUAAAGGCAUACACGUAAGAGUAAAUGAUGAUGUUAUUAUAGGUAUGUUAAGGAUGUAUGUGUGUGAUUUUGUGCAAUUUUUGCUGACGUGUGAUUUUCAUUACAAAAAACAAAUUUCAACUUUAGUCACUUUUUUUUUAAACUGUCGUCAACCAAUUUUACCCUUAAGCAAGACGCUUGGAUCUCUUUGUGUGUUGUUUUUUUUUUUUUUAGAGAGAAAAAAAUACUAAACUAAACCAUACAUGCCUGCAACGAUCAUGUUGUUUCUUUAUUUAACAUUUUAUAUUUUGUUUUUUAUGUAAUUUUACCACUUUAAUUUGUAAUAUGUUGUAACCUUUCCCUCCAAUUUACAAACUACAUAAAGUGCUGUUAGAAAGCUGUUUGUGGCUUUCUACUUCACUCAAGCUCCAAUUGAGAUGAGUAUUAGUCAACUGUCUGUCUUGUUUGGUGUUUGCUCAAGUAGGACCCAUUCACUGCUGUACCCUUUCCCAAGAAUGUAAAUGUGUACUGUUAUAUUCUAUCAUAAAUCUAUUGUAUGUAUAUGAUGCUGUACAAAGAGGGGCUAAGGUGUUUUUGUGUCAUUUGAGUUUAUGCUGGUGUUACAAAUAGCAAAUAUCAGUGAUUUGAAUCCCAUCUUGAUUUAGCUCAUAUAGAAUAAUUAAAAGUGCUUCAGAGUGAAGCUUUAAAAGAUAAUA